CUGAGGGUGGAGAGAACAGACAAAACACAGGAGGCGGCUUUUAUACCAUGACAGUCUCGGGAGGUUUUUGACGAAUCCCGUGAUAAUGAUCCGGAUUGUGAGCAGUCUGCGUUUUAAUUCCGCUUGCGCAGCGCAACUGAAACUAAUAAGGAACAUUAAAGUUAGCAGCCGGCACAGCUCGUAUGAUGUGGCUGUGGUGGGAGGAGGGAUUGUGGGCCUCGCUGCGGCCCGAGAGCUCAUUUUGCGGCAUCCAACGCUCAACUUCAUUCUGCUGGAGAAAGAAAAAGAGCUUUCUAUGCAUCAGAGUGGGCACAACAGCGGCGUCAUUCACAGUGGGAUUUACUACACGCCGGGAUCGCUGAAGGCUCGUCUGUGUGUGCGAGGAGCCACUUUAGCCUAUGAAUACUGUGACAAGAAAGGACUUCCCUACAAGAGAUGUGGAAAGCUUAUUGUUGCCUUGGAGCAGGAGGAGAUACCAAGACUGAGAGCUCUACAUGAACGGGGCAUGCAGAACAAUGUACGCGACCUCAGUAUUGUAGACGCCAAGGGGAUCAGGGAACGUGAGCCUUACUGCAGGGGUAUAAUGGCCUUGGAUUCACCGUACACUGGGAUUGUGGACUGGAGAAUGGUUGCUCUUCAGUAUGGAAAAGACUUUGAAGAGGCUGGAGGCAAGGUGGUAACAGAGUAUGAGGUCUCUGAUAUUGCCAUGGCGAAGGAGAACCCUGCUGGUAGCACUGAAGGAAUGAAUUAUCCAAUUGCUGUCAGAGACGAGAAGGGCAACGAGGUGCGGUGCCGUUACGUCCUGACCUGUGGGGGUCUGUAUUCGGACCGCCUGUCACAGAUAUCAGGAUGCGGUCGAGAACCACGGAUUGUACCCUUCAGAGGAGACUACUUGAUCCUCAAGCCAGAGAAACACUAUCUGGUUAAGGGAAAUAUUUACCCAGUCCCUGACCCACGAUUCCCCUUUCUUGGAGUGCACUUCACCCCGCGAAUGGAUGGGAAUAUUUGGCUUGGCCCAAAUGCAAUCCUGGCUUUCAAAAGAGAGGGUUACAAUAUGUUUGACUUCCAUGUGAAAGAUUUUGCCGACGCAGUGUUCUACAGAGGACUUCAGAAGCUUGUAUGGAAGAACAUCAUAUAUGGAAUGGAAGAAUUUUAUAGAGGAAUGUUUAUUGGAGCUCAGGUUAAAAUACUGCAGAAGUACAUCCCACAAAUGUCAGCCAGUGACGUGCUCAGGGGUCCAUCAGGAGUUCGAGCUCAAGCCCUUGACCGGAACGGAAAGCUCGUGGAUGACUUUGUGUUUGACGGUGGCGUCGGGGACGUGGGCAGUCGAGUGCUCCACGUGCGUAACGCUCCCUCGCCGGCGGCUACCUCCUCCCUUGCCAUUGCUGAAAUGAUCGCAGAUGAGGUGGAUAGCCGCUUUUCCCUGUAGGA
This is a messenger RNA of Thalassophryne amazonica, 1431 nucleotides long. RefSeq names its product L-2-hydroxyglutarate dehydrogenase (gene l2hgdh). The coding region runs from base 86 to 1429 and encodes 447 amino acids. Gene Ontology annotation, molecular function: (S)-2-hydroxy-acid oxidase activity; (S)-2-hydroxyglutarate dehydrogenase activity. The record is from RefSeq and is a predicted model, not a curated record. The transcript is spliced from 10 exons. NCBI's taxonomy places the organism in Eukaryota, Metazoa, Chordata, Actinopteri, Batrachoidiformes, Batrachoididae.